AACUGUCUCCCCCAUCAUUCUCUCGACUUCCCUUCUUCUUCUUUCUCCUCCCUCUAUCCUUCUUCUCUCCUUUCUCCAGGUUCGCAUCUCACAUUCUUUUAGUGUUGCGUUUCAGAGUCUCUUCCUCGACUCUAGUCAUUCUUUCUCAUCUUAUACAUCCUUGUUGCGUCCCUGGAUUUGCUUUUUGUGUAUUCUUUCCAGCGGCCUGAUACCCGAUUCUUCUUAUCUUCCCUCACCCCUGCAUUCUUUCAUCAUGCAGAUCAAGAAUUCCGUGCUCCUUGUGACGGCGCUGACGGCCUCCUCGGCCGCCGCCCGUCUGCACGGUCAUGAGCGCCGUCACGCUCACCCCGAGCGUCGUGGUGUUGGUGACAUGGUCUAUGCCACCAUGGGCGGCAAGGUCGUCUCCUGGAUCAACGAGUGGACCGGCCAUGCCACUACCUCCGCCGAUGAUGCCCAGGCCACCGCCUCCAGCGGUGCGACCGAUGCCAUCCCCAACGCCCCGGCCCAGCCCACCGAUGCCCCCGCCCCCAAGUCGUCGGAUGACGAUGAGGACAAGGACGAGGACAAGGACGAGGACGAGGACAAGCCCUCCGCCAAGGAGCUGACCAAGGGCAGCUGCAAGGACUGGCUGUGCAGCAAGAACGCGGGCGACUACACCCGCGAUGGCUUCGGUGAAGCCACCAAGAACAACGACCUGAGCUACAUCUUCUACACGGGCAACGUCGGCAAGCCCUGGGGCAGCAACAUCCAGGAGGUCGACAAGUCGCGCGCCUGCGAGUACGAGCACGUCGUCCGCUUCGAUGGCAGCGAGAAGGACCCCUGGACCAUCACCUUCUGGAACAAGAUGGGUCCUGACGGAAAGCUGACCGGUUGGUUCGGCCACUCCGCCCUGACCAUCCGCAUCCAGCCCGGCGAGACCAAGUACGUUGCCUUCGACAGCGACUCCCAGGGUGCCUGGGGUGCCGCCAAGGGCAACACCCUCCCCGUCAACCACUGGGGCGCCUACGCCUGCACCUGGGGCGAGUUUGACUUUGGCAACAAUGGCAACGAGGGCUGGGUCGGCUGGGAUGUGUCCGCCAUCGAGGUCAUGAAGACCACCAAGGAAGUCCAGGGCAUGAAGAUCUGCAACCAUGACGGUAAAGGCUGCUCCAGCAUCUCCAACCUCGGCAAGAAGGUCGAGAACGCCUACACCGACAAGGAGGAGGGCGUCGACGGUAUCGGUGGCCGCCACCCCCCUGGCCCUGCCCGUCUGUUGGUCAACAUCGACUACGAAUAGAUUCGUCUUCCCCUCUACUCUUUCAAUCUACUAGUCCAUUUUCUUCUCUACUCUGCUUCGUCUUAAAUCAAUUGCGUUGGAGGUGCUUUAUUUGUGUGCGGUAGCAACCACCGUCCGACCUGAUGGAACUUUUU
Aspergillus candidus is the source of this 1410-nucleotide messenger RNA. It is a transcript of the gene aspf4, whose product is annotated as allergen Asp F4. The record is from RefSeq and is a predicted model, not a curated record. The transcript has a single exon. Gene Ontology annotation, molecular function: IgE binding. Gene Ontology annotation, cellular component: extracellular region. Lineage: Eukaryota; Fungi; Ascomycota; Eurotiomycetes; Eurotiales; Aspergillaceae. Bases 254 to 1276 code for a protein of 340 amino acids.